Molecule: messenger RNA, 1033 nt
Organism: Eurytemora carolleeae
Lineage: Eukaryota; Metazoa; Arthropoda; Copepoda; Calanoida; Temoridae
Exons: 3
Coding region: 32-394 (120 amino acids)
Source: RefSeq, a predicted model, not a curated record
UUAAUAAAACAAUACUAUUUUCAAAAUUAUCAUGAAGACAAAUAAAAAGCAUGAAUUGAUGGCGCUAUCUGACGAUAAGGCGUUUAUACUUCUUGGUAUACCACGAUGGAGUAAGGAGGAGCUGACUGUUGAACAGAUUGCUCAGCAGGUGGAAAAGAAACUGAACUCUGAGGAGGGAAGUAAUGAACAGAUAAGAUUGGCACAGAGACACCUGUUGACAAAACUGCGAAUUAAUGAACUGGUUGAGAACAACUCCUGGCGCCCUGGGGUUGCCAAGUUUACCCUGCCAUCAGAUAAUGUCACGAAGUGGAGAACAUCUGGGGGCAAAAUAACAAGCGAAAUUGUUCAAAAUAAAGCAUCAAAUAUGCUACAAAAACUUCUCGGCAAAAAAUAGUCAAAAAUUCAGAGCUUUUUUACUUCAAACUGUGCAUAUUGUAAAUAAUAAAAGGAAAAUAAUGCAUUUUUCAAGUGAAAGGGUGUUUUAAAUAUCAAACGUGGUUUAAAAUGUUUUUAAAAACUAUUGUGAUUAGAUCUCAUAUAUUCAAUUGUAUUCUAUAUUGUAUUCUAUAUAUUUCAAGUUGUAGAUAUCAUUAGUGACAGAUGAAAAUUAAAAUUUAGACAAAAUGCACGUUUAGUAAGUUAAAUGCGGUCUCAAACAUUCAAAACGUCAUGAUUUCAAUUUUCCGAUGAUUCUAUAAUUUUAGACAUAUUAACAUGAUGAUUGAUGAAACAAUUCAGACUAUAAGUCACAAAAACAAUGUUUGUUUUGGUGCAUAAUGAACAUGUUAACGAUAAUCAUAUUUGUUAAGAGACAGGAUUUUUUUGUAAUAGAGUAACUCUGUGGGCGUUGAACUCAUUGGAUAUAUAAGAGGAAUAAAAUUAAUCCCUGGAUCUGCAUAGAAUAAAGAUCAAUGCUUGAUCCUGAAAUUAUAAAAUAAAUUUGUUGAACUGAAGUUGUUUUUCUCAAACAUUUUAAAAAUAUUGGAUUUUGUUCCCUCAGCGGGAAAUUCACGAAACAUUGAGAAAUCUUUUA